Messenger RNA from Odontomachus brunneus, 598 nucleotides. RefSeq names its product 40S ribosomal protein S15Aa. Bases 167 to 559 code for a protein of 130 amino acids. The record is from RefSeq and is a predicted model, not a curated record. Gene Ontology annotation, molecular function: structural constituent of ribosome. NCBI's taxonomy places the organism in Eukaryota, Metazoa, Arthropoda, Insecta, Hymenoptera, Formicidae. Gene Ontology annotation, biological process: translation. Gene Ontology annotation, cellular component: ribosome; cytosolic small ribosomal subunit. The transcript has 4 exons.
ACUCGUGAGAUAUUCACGUGUGAAGUGACCGGUGUGAACGUUCCAUCGUUGUGAUUGCUGUUCUUUGUCUCAGUAAAACAAUAAGUGCUUUGCAUGAGCAAAAGUACAACAUUUAUAAUACCUUAAUUGUUACAUCUUACUUUUAUGCAACGUAAAAUAAUCAACCAUGGUGCGUAUGAAUGUGCUCAGUGAUGCUCUGAAAUCCAUUAAUAAUGCCGAGAAACGCGGCAAACGGCAGGUGUUAUUACGACCCUGCUCCAAAGUAAUCGUCAAAUUCCUGACUGUUAUGAUGAAGCAUGGUUACAUCGGAGAAUUCGAGAUCGUUGAUGAUCAUCGCAGUGGGAAAGUGGUGGUGAACCUUACAGGAAGGUUAAACAAAUGUGGUGUUAUUUCGCCUAGAUUUGAUGUGCCCAUCAAUGACAUUGAGAAAUGGACCAACAAUCUUCUCCCUUCUCGACAAUUUGGUUUUGUCGUGCUGACUACUAGUGGAGGAAUCAUGGAUCAUGAAGAAGCCAGAAGAAAACAUCUGGGAGGAAAAAUACUUGGAUUUUUCUUCUAACUUUUUAUUUAAUUAAAUAAAGACUACGAUAAAACAGUA